ACGUGCCAUCUCCCUUCUUUCCUCUUCUUGCCUACUCCUUUCCUUCUCUCACAGCACAAACUACUGAAAGAGAACAGUGACGUGAACAAUGGAGGAAUUCUCAGUGGAUGAUCCGACUCAGUUGCUCCAAGCAGCUUCGGAUUUCGCAUACUAUUCUGGCUUUCAAAACGAUGCUUCUACGAAGGAGUUUCUUGAUCGAUUCCCUCUUCCUGUCAUUAUCAAUGCUUUACAAACCAAAUCAGACAUGCCAGGUCUGGAAAGUACCUUGGCUGUUUGUUUGGAAAGGUUGUUCAAGACUAAGUAUGGUGCCUCUCUCAUCCCACACUACAUGCCUUUCAUACAAGUUGGUCUUAAGGCAGACUCUCCAAUAGUCAGAUGUCUAGCUUGUAAAACGGUUACUUGUCUUCUGGAAAAUUUCAAUGGCAAUAAUGUUUCUGCUGCACAGCUCAUAGUUGACUAUGGUGUAUAUCCGCUGUUACUCGAUUGCCUCGUAAAUGGCAAUGAACAAGUGGCGACUGCAUCUAUGGAUGCAAUUAAGAGGUUAGCUGGUCUUCCACAGGGCAUGGGAAUUAUCGUUCCAACUAAUACCAAGGAUCCCACACAUCUCAGGGAGUUAGCAACUCGAUGUUCAUCAUUGGGACGUGUUCGAAUAUUGGCUUUGAUAGUUAAGCUAUUCUCCGUCUCCAGCUCCGUGGCAUCAGUGGUUCACAAGUCAAAUCUGCUUGGAUGUUUUGAGGAGGAAGUCAACAAGACAGAUGAUACCCUUGUAAUGUUGAGUGUAUUGGAGCUCUUGUACGAGUUGUCAGAGAUUCAACAUGGUAGAGAGUUCUUGUCAGUAAGCACCCUUCUGCAACUACUUAGCUCUAUAAUCAGCAGCACGUCAAUGGAGUCAGUUUUGAGAUCAAGAGCAAUGAUGAUUAGUGGAAGGCUUUUGUACAAGGAGAAUUACAUGUUUGCUGAUGAACGAAGCAUUAGAACUGUAAUUUCAGCCAUAGAUGGAUCGCUUGGUUCAUCAGCAACUCAAGAUACGGAUGAAUAUGAAUCUGCUCUUGAAGCACUAGGCCAGAUAGGGUCUUCUAUCCAAGGAGCAGAGUUGCUGCUUUCAAGUUCACCACCUGCUGUAAGACAUGUUGUUGAUACUGCCUUUAAUCGGCAAGGACGCGGUAAACAGCUUGCUGCUCUGCAUGCACUUGGAAACAUUUCUGGAGAAACUCGUUCUGAGAAUAGCAUGAUACUGAACAGCAAUUCAGAAGAGACUCUGCGACAAUUAAUUUAUGAAACAGCAUCCAAGACUUCCAAGUUGACACCAUCAGGUCUUAUUUUGUCGGUUCUUCAACAGGAUUCAGAAACUCGUUUGGCGGGUUACAGAGUGAUAACUGGACUGGUGGCUCGUCCAUGGUUCCUGAUGGAGGUUUGCGCAAAAAAAGAUAUCAUAGAUAUGGUGACUGAUGCAAAUACUGAAACCACCAAAAUUGGUCUAUUCUCUUAUCCCUAUGUAUGGAGGCAAGAUAUAAUUGUUGCAAGGCAAUCCAGAAGGCUCUUAUGUCGUCAAGCAAAGUUGCCAGCGACCCUUCUCUUGCUGGGAUAGUUGCAAAGGUGUAUGAUGCUGUUAGAAUGGGUCCAUAUCUUGCUAGAAAGCAGCUUGAAGCUCGACCUGCUGUGAUGACAGCUGACAGAUUCUAGCAUUAUAACAGGAAAUGUGUCAAUUUUCUUUCAAGCAUAAUCGUUUUCGUAAAUUUCUGAGAAAGUUGGUAGGACUUAAUUGUGCGUUUGGAAGAAGCUAACAGUUAAAUACUGAGCCUUGUAAAUGGAAUGGUGAAUUUUGAUAUAUACACAAAAAUGUGUAAAACUUUGGUUUCCUUUUCUCCAAUUUGGAAUUUACAGUUCAAGUAGUAAAGAGACGUUUUUCUGCUUUACGGGCAAGAGGCAGUUGUA
This is a messenger RNA of Ziziphus jujuba (common jujube), 1935 nucleotides long. RefSeq lists its product as uncharacterized. Gene Ontology annotation, cellular component: cytosol. Bases 89 to 1588 code for a protein of 499 amino acids. The transcript is spliced from 17 exons. The record is from RefSeq and is a predicted model, not a curated record. Gene Ontology annotation, biological process: proteasome assembly. NCBI's taxonomy places the organism in Eukaryota, Viridiplantae, Streptophyta, Magnoliopsida, Rosales, Rhamnaceae.